Molecule: messenger RNA, 729 nt
Organism: Desarmillaria tabescens
Lineage: Eukaryota; Fungi; Basidiomycota; Agaricomycetes; Agaricales; Physalacriaceae
Exons: 1
Coding region: 121-585 (154 amino acids)
Source: RefSeq, a predicted model, not a curated record
AGUGCUGGUUCCCGCCUCCGUCGUAGAGGUAGCGGUUUCAGUGGUGCUCUGUGCGUGUACGGCGACGACAAGGAGGCCAAGAAGGGAGAUGAUCUUGGUAAGACCGUGCAUUUUUGAGGGAUGAUGUCUGUGGUGUGGUCGCGGUGGUCAGUGAUGACUGUUGGUGUCAAAGAAAGAGGAACAUUCGAAAGACGACAGAUCCAUAUUUAUAGGUCUCCCCCGUCGCUUCCUCUUUUGGAACCGAUAAUAUUUUUGUUCCCACCAGCCUUUCAGGGAUUCGCGCUUGACAGUUCGCGUCAUAUUUUGUCUCAGACUGCGCUCACGACGUACUGCCUUGGCCGAACAAUGUCUUUCCUGUGUCUGAUACUUUCCCUUGGCAUUCUGCCUCUUUUUCGGGGCCCUUGGUGUAAAGAUUGUCGGGCUGACGGGGCCGGUUAUAUAUCAUUACUCCAGGGGUACUUGAUCGAUGCCUUCAUAGUCUUGAGAAAGGUCUCACCAGUGCUCACUUCGUGUACUCUACUGCGCAAAGUUUCUCCCGCAAGUCAUGUGUACAGCAACAUAAAACAUCCUCCGCUUCCCCUAUAACGUCGUCCUGUCGUCCUCCUUUGCGGGAUGAAACGUCGAAAAAGGGACGUCGAUCUGUCACACUUGGCCGAAAUAUGAGCGCUAAUUGAUGUGUAUCAGCACGUUCUUACCAUACCACUGUCUAGAUCAGUUCUGCUUUCCAUC